CAAGGACUCAUGCGGCGCUCCAAGCAAGAGGACAGCCAACACUGUCUGUUUAAAGCCGAGUGACCUCAUCGCAAACAACGCGACGCACAUUUGACAUCUCAAUCCUUCCGGUUUGGGUUUAACAAGUCACAACCCCAACCCAACAUCACCCAACUGCACCUGCUUUCUUCACUUUCAUGCCGUUCCAACCUGUGCAAGGUCUGGCAACGACAACCCACAGCUUGCAGUCAUGAAGACGCAAGACCAAAACAAUAACCUGCCGGCACAGGCGUGCCAGGUCGACAUUCCAGAGCAACCGGACCCUGCUGUCCAGGAAACCUCGUUUGCAGCCGAUGCCUGCGACGCAUCCUCCGACCUCCAGAUUCUCGACCACGAACCCAUCCCAGACGAAGAGUGGCAUGCCCAGAAUGGACAAUCAUCUGCCCUAGAGUCCCAAUCGAACCAGCAUCAGCAUCAACAUGGCUCCUAUAGCUACGGCUCCUUCACCCACACACUGAGAUCGGGUCAUGAUGGCCAUCACAAGUCCACCGCCCGCGCCCUUGCGCCCGACCUACUUCGAGGAUUGCUAAUGGUCCUCAUGGCUCUGGAUCACAACGCCAUGGCCCUGCAAUCAUGGGACCACGCAACCGCUCCUCAGGGUGAGAACGACUCGAUCCCUGUUCACGAAUGGAAUCGCCCGAUUGCCCACAACAUUCGGGUGCUGACCCACCUCUGCGCCCCGGGCUUCACCUUCCUUCUCGGCAUGGGCAUCGUCUACUUUGGUCGGUCUCGAACCAACCUGGGCUGGUCCACAGCUCGGAUGGCCUGGCACUUCUUCACGAGAGCAGUCGUCUUGACCCUGGUCAUGAUCGUUAUGAGCCUGGGCAUCACCUUGGGAGAUACGUGGUUCCUUAACAUCGUCUUGUUUGCCUUGGCUGUCGACUACCUCCUCUCGGGAUUGAUCUGGCUUGUGGCCGCCAAGACCGAGAAGAUGCUUGCCUUCAUCAUCCUCAAGGUGCUCCCGGAGAAGAAGGAAGACGAUGCCACCGAACCGCUGCUGGCUAACCGCCGAGGGGUAGAGGACAUCGCUCCCGACCGUGCCAUCAUCCGUGCCGCCGAUAUAUCCUGGCACAUCCACAACUUGGUGCUCUCAGCCCUCGCAGUCGUGACCAUCUGGUGGAACAUCUGGCUCAGCCCAACCAACGGCCACUGCGGCGCCGAGCCCGUGCAAAAGCUCCCCGACACCAUCUGGGCUCGCAUCUGGUUCUACCAGGUCUUCGAUACCGACUGGCGCAUCAUCUCCGUCUUCCCCCCACUGGCGUGGAUCUCGUUCGCCAUCCUCGGUCUCGUCGCCGGCCGCAUCAUCCUCGCCCGCUCCUGGAGCACCAAGGCCAUCACCACGGGCAACCUCCUCGCCGGCAUCGCCUUCACCAUCGUCUUCGUCGGCACCCGCUUCCUCAACGCCGGAAACCUCUCCGAAGGCUGCCUCCACAUGCCCGAGCACGCAAAGCCCGACGCCCCCGACAACCAGUACCUCGCCUCCUGGAGGUCCUUCAUCUACCUGAUCAAGUACCCGCCCGACGUGGCCUUCUGGGCGUUCACCAUGGCGGGCAACCUCUUUCUCUUUGCUUUCUUCAGCGUCAUCCCCCCGCGUCUUGCUACUAUCGUCUUUGAUCCCCUUUUGGUGUUUGGCACAUCUGCGUUGUUUUUCUUUGUUGGUCAUUUGACGCUGCUGUUCGUGCUGGCUAGGCCCGCGACGCACUGGUUUGGACAUGUGCUUGGGCACCCGGAUUAUUGGAAGCCGGGCCAGCCGGCGGUGGGCGUGGAUAAUUUGUGGGUGUUUUUUGGGGUUUGGUUGUUGGUGUUGGCUAUAAUGUAUCCGCUUUGCAAGUGGUAUGGCGGGUUUAAGAGGAGGAGAGGGCCGGAUUCGAUUUUCAGGUUCUUUUAGGUUGGUGAAGGGGGGGAACGUAUUGGAUCCGGUGAAGGAGCAUGUAGCCAGGUUGGAUAGAGGUGGGUCUCGUAAAAAAUGUUGCAUUUAAGGUUGCCUCAAGGUUUUCGCGCCGUUUCAGUGAAGCUGACUGUGUGUUCACUGGUUCUUUUUCUUUCUUUCUCUUGUCGGUUCUGGGCGAUUCCGAUCAUGCGAUCUCAGGUCUGGACGUUUUCCCCCCUUUAAUAACCCGCUUUUCUCCUCAGCUGUCGCCUUCAUCCACCGCGACGUGGCCUACCACCCACACAAGUUGUAGGAUACUGCCCA
Messenger RNA from Neurospora tetraspora, 2233 nucleotides. RefSeq lists its product as uncharacterized. The record is from RefSeq and is a predicted model, not a curated record. The transcript has a single exon. Lineage: Eukaryota; Fungi; Ascomycota; Sordariomycetes; Sordariales; Sordariaceae. Bases 230 to 1927 code for a protein of 565 amino acids.